Molecule: messenger RNA, 2508 nt
Organism: Diuraphis noxia (Russian wheat aphid)
Lineage: Eukaryota; Metazoa; Arthropoda; Insecta; Hemiptera; Aphididae
Product: glucose dehydrogenase [FAD, quinone]-like
Molecular function (GO): flavin adenine dinucleotide binding; oxidoreductase activity, acting on CH-OH group of donors
Source: RefSeq, a predicted model, not a curated record
UAACGAUCGGUUUCACACACGCGAUUCAUACUUCUUUUUAAAAGUGAAAACUAUGCACACAUGUGUUUAAUAUUUUUUAACAAUUUGGACGGUGAUACGCUUGUUUAGUAUAAAUUUCGAUUUAUUAACAUACUUUAUACUUGCAUUGGAUUCUCGGUCGAAUAACGCGUUUGUGAAUUCGAUUAAAAACAGCAUAUUGGAAUAGGAUAGUUAUUGAUCAUUGGGUACAAUUCAUGUCGUUAGCUGGAAAAAUGGGUGACUUUGUUCAGAGGUGAAGUUUUACCUUGAAUGACUUACAAACUAAUUCAUAUUCGCACAAAUUCACACAACGACAAACAUGGAGGUAUCAACGUUUUUAGUGUUCACCACAUGGCUCGUUUCUAUUCAUCAGUGUCUAUCAUUAAAUUUAAAUGCACUAUCAUACCUUGGUGAACGUUACCGCUUAAAUCUUAUACAAUUUCGAGAAGAUCCGUUGUUCGGUAACAGACCUAUACUCGAUGAAUACGACUUUAUCGUGGUUGGAUCAGGAGCGUCAGGUGCUACGGUUGCUAGGAGGCUAGCUGAAAUACCGGAAUGGAAAAUAUUAUUGCUCGAGGCGGGCAAACAAGAAUCAUUGGCCACUUCAGUCCCGGCCAUAGCCCAUUAUUUUCAAUUUACAGACUUCAACUGGGCUUUCAAAACCGAAGAGGAACCGAACGCCUGUCAAGGAGUCGUAAACAAAAAGUGCUUAUGGCCACAAGGUAAAGGCCUCGGCGGGAGUACGAUCAUCAACAACAACAUUUACACUCGAGGCAACGUAAGAGACUUCGACCGUUGGGCCGAGGCAGGCAAUCCCGGUUGGUCGUACAAAGACGUUUUACCGUAUUUUUUGAAAAACGAAGACGUGACUAUUCCAGAAUUAAAACGAUCUCCAUACCAUGGUGUGGGUGGACCAAUGCCAAUAAGUUAUUCUCCGUUCAAGUCAAAAUUGGUUGAAACAUUUCUUGAAUCCGCACCACAAGUGGGAUUAAACGUGGUGGACUACAAUGACCCAAAUAGCCACGUCGGAUUUUCAAGAAUCCAAGGUACGAUAAACUUCGGUAGACGGGUAACUUCAGCAAGAGCGUAUCUCCGAGGGAACCUGACAAACUUGCAUAUCGUCGACGCAGCUUUCGUUACAAAAGUACUGAUCGAUCCAAAUACUAAAGUCACGUUGGGCGUAGAAUUCGAAAAGAAUAACAGGAGACGAAGAGCACUAGCCAGAAAAGAAGUGAUCUUGUCAGCGGGAGCUUUCAACUCAGCUAAGCUCUUGAUGCUGUCGGGAAUCGGGCCUAAAGAACAUCUCGAACCACUCGGAAUAAACACUAUAAGCGAUCUGCGCGUUGGUGACAAUUUACAGGAGCAUCCUUCGUACGCGAACUUGGCGUUUACUGUCAAUCAAACCGUGGGAUUAAUACCCGAUCGUAUAUACAAGCGAGGCAUUCGUGAGCUUUUCAAUUUCAACGACGGAAAUGGCUGGCUCACAACCAUGGGCUGCGAAGGACUCGGAUACAUAAAAACGAAAUACAAUAAGGAUCCCGGGGACAUACCAGACAUCGAAUACAUCUUCAUUCCAAUGUCUCUGGCCGGUGAAGAAGGAUUGGGAAAUAGCUUAUUGAGAAGAAGCAUGGGAAUACCAGACAGAACUCAUUAUGAUUUGCACAAAGGAAUAUUCAACAAGGAUGGAUGGACAAUUUGGACUAUGCUCAUGUACCCAGAGAGUACAGGACAAGUCAGACUAAGGAACGCCAACCCUUAUUCAAAACCAUUGAUAAGAGCUAACUUUUUCGACGCUCCUGUCGACGUGUUGCGUAUCGUGGAAGGAAUAAAAUCGGUUAUAGAACUUAACAAAACACCUGCUUUUCAAAAAUUGGGCUCCAAAAUGAGUUUGCGAACGGUGCCAGGUUGUAGACACCUGAGUUACGGAUCGGACGCAUACUGGGAAUGUUGUGUAAAAAGACUGACCAUGCAGAUGCAUCAUCAGUGCUGUACCGCAAAGAUGGGACCGUCGUUUGACCGAAACGCUGUGGUCAACUCACAACUCAUGGUUUACGGUGUCUCUAAGCUGAGAGUCAUCGAUUGUUCGAUCAUGCCUUCGAUAACUGGUGCCCACACUGUAGCACCAGCCUAUAUGAUCGGAGAAAAAGGAGCUGAUUUGGUCAAAUCGACUUGGCUGAGACCGAUAAGUUGAAAUUUUUAAUACGAUAAAUAUUAUUUUUAUUAUAGUAUGUAAUUAAAUAAAAAGACUUAAUUUAGCUAUAGGUUAUAGGUUAUAAUGAAAUAUAUUGUAUAAAGUUAUAAUAAUUAGUGAAUAAUGUAUUAUUAUCUGCGAUUUAAGUCAAUUUGUAUUGUUCGUUUGAUUAAUAAUAUAGAAGGCGUAGUGUAUAUUACUAUAUUUUAUUUCACUGUACUWUAACUCAGUAAACGAAACUUGAUGUAAAGGUAACACUUUUGAACAUUAUAACUACCUAUAUUAAUUUACAAUAUAAU